AUGUCUACCGAUUGCAGCUUCGAGCCUCUUUCGCUCCCCCCAUACUCGCCUUGUCUAGCUAAGAGAAACACCCCCACCAAGUCGAAGGGUCUUUUUCUUGACUAUGAGUACCAUUGGUAUGACCAAUUCAUUCAGUUGGGCACGUACGACGGUCCAAGUGGCUCGGGAUCGCCUUCCUACUUCGACUUGGGCCUGACGGGCCCUCACACCCCCGAACUCCCCAGCGCUGGGCCAGGCCCUGAACGCUUUCUCAGGACCUAUACCUUCGGGGCGCACACGGCCGCUGCGCUAGAUGAAGGUGCCAUGUCUUCGCCCCUGGACACCUCCACAGGACAUCUCCCUAGCCAUCACUCGCAAGUCUCGUGCAUUGCGCCCGCUGCGCUUGCGCUACCACCACUUCAGACGCCCGCUACGCGCGAAGUGACUCCCCGGGCAACCUUCGAUCCUCCCCGCGCCUCCUCGCUCACGUCCGACGCGUCGAGCGCGACUUCUUGUGCUUCUUCCCACAAACCGCGCAAUGCGCAAGUGUCGGUGGAAGAAUGGCGGGCAGAGCAGCCGACAUUCGGGUGGCGCCAGCAAUGUCCCUGGUGCAACACGCCGCGCCCGACUCUCCCAACAGAUUGGGACCGGCAUCUCGAGACCCACUGUCGGGCGGCGACGGGCGACUCCGUACGCAGGCGGUGCGUCGGCGUUACGUUCGCCCAGGCCUUCGACUAUGGCGUCGCGCCGGACGCCCCGGGCAUGGAUGUAGGCGGCGUGCGGAUGGUCGGAGGAUGCGGGAAGAUCUUUGCUCGCCGCGACGCGCUGUUGCGCCAUCUCCAGAAUAGCCACGUAUGCGUCGGUCAUGGCCACAAGAUGUCGAACAAGGCCUCGCCGUCCACGAAGCUCCGGAAGACCUCGAAGCCUCGGGUAUCCUCGAAGCGUUCGAAGCAGCGAGCUUGA
This is a messenger RNA of Trametes versicolor FP-101664 SS1, 942 nucleotides long. RefSeq lists its product as uncharacterized. NCBI's taxonomy places the organism in Eukaryota, Fungi, Basidiomycota, Agaricomycetes, Polyporales, Polyporaceae. The transcript has 2 exons. The record is from RefSeq and is a predicted model, not a curated record. The coding region runs from base 1 to 942 and encodes 313 amino acids.